Messenger RNA from Ascochyta rabiei, 3378 nucleotides. RefSeq lists its product as uncharacterized. NCBI's taxonomy places the organism in Eukaryota, Fungi, Ascomycota, Dothideomycetes, Pleosporales, Didymellaceae. The record is from RefSeq and is a predicted model, not a curated record. The transcript has a single exon. Bases 1 to 3378 code for a protein of 1125 amino acids.
AUGGCGAACUCACGAACACGCGCCGAGCCAGGCGGAUCUCUAAGCACCACUACCAUCAUCGCCAUCGUAAGCGCAGUUGGCGUAGUUAUCCUGGGCCUCCUUGCUGCGCUUGUUUUGCUUCUCAUCCGAGCAGUCCGUAGGCACAAGCAGCUGCUUGCUGAUCUCGACGAACGGGGUCUGACCAUAACCCAAGCGCAGAAGGAGGCCAGGCUCAAUGAGGUAGCAAGGCCACGCGCUGUACUGAGGCGGAACACCAUCUUGCCUUUCAACGCCAAAUCAGGAUGGGGGGCAUUGCCCUCAGUGGAAACGAUCGGUUCCGCAGCACCGUCCAGCGAGCCUUCAACAUCAGUACCAACGCACUAUGUGCCUCCGAAGCCGAUAGAGCCAAACAAGAGAACCAGCAGACUAUCGUGGCCUUUUCACAGUCGUAAACUAUCUGGUCAUACCAUGAAGAUGAAGAGAUUGAGGGCUAAUAGGCUUUCUGCUGUCUUGGAAGACCCAAAACCAUCAUCGCUCGUGCCAAUCCUUCGUGCAGGUCAGCUGUCAGUAUCAAGACCAUCACUGGCGUCGCUGAAGGAAUAUGGAAGCCAGCCUUCUUCCUGCCAAUCGUUGCUGAAGUAUCAUCCAGCAUUUCGCACCCAGAACCAAGACAUGGACGCCAUAGAGCCAGCACCAUUCGGGAUCUCGAAACGAUUGCAACGCGCAAAGUCGGUCACAGAAGUGCCUUUUGAGACCGAGCGCCCACAACUGCGAGCAAGGUCAACGAGUCUCCACAGUCAGGCGUCUGGGAAGGCGCCAGACGUUAUCCUGCCACCUUUGCCGCUUGACAUCGCUCGCAUCAAGGAUGAGGUUAGGAGACAAAGCCAGCUUCGCCACGCUCCGUCGAAAACCUCGAUAUCCAGUUUUGGUUCUACGGAUACGUCCAUUCUCAAUCCUCGUCAAAGCCCGAUCCUUAUGCAGUCAUCUAAUAUGCGGGCCCCAAAAAUCACCAAGCGAGAGUGGAAGAACCACACACUCGAAAAGAUGAACCCUGUCAUUGAGAGCCGCGAGAGUAUGUACAGCUUACACGGUUCGAUGAAGAGCAGCGCGGCAGAUAUCGAGACAGCUUCGCCAGAAGCGCGACGGGAAUUCAUGGCAGAUACAACAGCGCUUCCCCAAGAACCCAGCACGCAUAGUCUCGGAUCGGUCUACACACCCGGCUCAGUAGGCUCCGUCAAAAGGGCAGAGUCAGUCACUAUGAGCAGGGUGGUCUCUGCAAGCACAAGCCCGGCCCCCAUACGCACGAGGACGCCGAAUCGCAGACCGAAGACACUGGUCACAUCUUCGGGUUCGCCCGAAAAAUACUCCCAAGUUGCUGCGAACUCAAGGAUUACUGUGAGGUCGCCGAAACGCCAGACUUCGCGGGCGUCGUCCCGGAGCAGCUGCGGAAACCCAUUCCAGUGGGACCCAGCACCUCUGUCGUCCGCCGGUAAACCUUCGGCAUUGAAAGGAAGCCCGAGUGCGCGUCAGGGACAUCGACGCGGCCACAGCGUGCGUAUAUCGUUGGUACCCACGAUCCACUCUAUCCGGAAUCGAGUGCCCAGCCCAGCACUGAUUAGUGAGGGUGAGAAUGGCCCUUCUACGGAGACCAAGGCAGCCGCCCUUGGCUUCCCCAGUCAUCGCUCAUUACCCGCACCGCCUACAUCCGAGAUAUUUGCACCCGAGCUGAGUUUUACUGCAACAUCACUCAAGGCAUCGUUGACCCCGACCUCACCCUCACUACAUCUAGUCAACUAUGAUCAAAACUUUGUCGUUUCACCCACAGAUCACAUACUACCAGAGCUGUCGGAACGCGAACAGGAUCGCCUAAGCGCUGGCUCUGUCUUCAGCUUGUCGAGCUUCCCACUUCCACUUUCAACAACAGAGCCUGAAGAGGAAACCGCGAUUCAUGUUUCCAAUCACAGCUAUGUGCCAGACACACCAUACCUUCAGCAGUACCCUUUCAGGAUAGGUACACAUGAUCGGCAGUCGUCUCCUUCUCAGACGAGCAUCAUCGAUAUUGACGAGUAUGACUCUGAGCAGCCUGGCCUGGGGUUCCAAACUCCUACAAACAUGGUUGGUCGGACUUACCAGUCUGCUUGCACCACCAUUCCCGAGGAAUCUUCGGUAGGCUCAAAAGCAACCCUGGACCGCGCACCAGCCCAUUACGAUGAUUCUCCACCCUGCUCGCCGAAGACAUUAUCGCCACAACGUUUCACUUUGAAUGGUCAAUACAACUUACCAAUUCAAGAUACCACAAUACCAGAAGAGCCGGUGCAGACGAUCGACCCAGCGGUGUUGACUAAAGACAACUCCGGCCUUCUCAACAGCGGCUUCGAGAGCUUUCGGGGUAGUAUCACACAUUCGGCAAACAGCAGCCGCACCAGCAUCGCCAUACCAACCACGCCUGGGCUUUCAGACCCCCUCGACGUCGCUUUUCCGUCACUAAAGAGCAUGGGUCCAGUUACGAUGCGCUCUCAACCAAGUUCCAUCUACUCUUCUCCAUCCCACUCUCCGCAGAGAUCCAUCUUCGCCUCCACAAGCCGCUUAGUACCAUGCUCUCCGCGCCCAGCACACGCCUCACUACCCACUAUCUCCCUCAACUUUGCCGACAUGCCGAGACUUGCAUCCGGUCUGCCUCCAACACCGCUCCGCUCUUCGAUCCAGCAACUGCGCCGCAUGAACUCGGAUGCAUCAGACGCCCGCAAAGACAAAGCUGGGCGCGGCGAGCGCCGCUACCUGCGUCUGGGCCGGGACUCGAGCGUGCAGCUGCCGGGCGACGAGAGCUGGCUGGACGAGCUGAGCGAGUACGAAGCCGAGGGCGUUGAGUUGGACGACGAAGAAGUGCGCCGGCUGGUCGGCAGCGUGCUGGAAGACUGGGACGCUGAGGCAGACGACACGUACGAUGCGUACGAGCACGCAGUGCUGGAUCUCGACACAACGCCGCGCGCUGCGCAGGCACUAGGGGGCGCCAGGGGCGUGUAUGUCGACGAUGCCGUCGCGGGCGCAGACCAGAGCACGAGCAGCAUCUGGGACGAGAGCGAUGCAUUCUGGGCGAGCAGCACGCCGCCCUUGCAACAAACCCAGUUCCCAUCGAAGCCAAAGCCGACACCCACCAUGCCCAAGCCAGGCAAGAAGCGACAAUUCGAAGUCGCCAAAGACCCGUCCCCGGCGGAAUCCCCUGUCCUAGGCAACCCAGGAAAUAGCACCAAGUCGCGCACCAGCUUCGAGUACAAGAGCGAGCGCAAGCGCAGCGCCCUCGGCGACGGCACGCCCAACGUAGGCGCGCGAGCGCACAUGGCAAGUCCAACGACCACGCCGGGGAGCUACUACGACGAGCAGGGGUUCUUGCGCGCAUAG